Molecule: messenger RNA, 881 nt
Organism: Calliphora vicina (urban bluebottle blowfly)
Lineage: Eukaryota; Metazoa; Arthropoda; Insecta; Diptera; Calliphoridae
Product: ATP synthase subunit b, mitochondrial-like
Exons: 1
Coding region: 36-770 (244 amino acids)
Biological process (GO): proton motive force-driven ATP synthesis
Molecular function (GO): proton-transporting ATP synthase activity, rotational mechanism
Source: RefSeq, a predicted model, not a curated record
UUUUAUAAAUCUUGGCAUUUAAAAAGCAAACAAAAAUGCCUCCUUUGAAACCAGUUGUUCUACUAACCUCGCAAUAUCUGCGUAAAAUGGGUUUACCCCAGGCCAUACCUAUUGGCACUGGUUAUACUCACUACUGUGAUUGCGGCACUAAGCGGAGAAUUUAUCCCGACAAGGUACGUUUAGGUUUUAUACCUGACAACUGGUUUCAAUUCUUCUAUCCCAAAACUGGCAAGACUGGACCCUACAUUUUUGGCUGGGGUUUACUCAACUACUUGCUCUCUAAAGAGAUUUAUGUGUGUGAACAUGAAUUCUAUACUGGUCUCUCGUUGGGCAUAAUGUGCGUUGUGACAGUAAAACAAUUAGGUCCCAAAUUCGCCAAUUAUUGUGACAAGGAAAUCGAAAAGUUUGAAAAUAAUUGGAAGAAACAACAUGAAGCCGAACUUAAGGCUUUGCAAGAAAUUAUUGAUCGUGAAGAAUUGGAACAGUGGAGAGCAGAAGGUAGUCUGUUACUGAUGCAGGCCAAGAAGGAGAAUAUUGCUUUACAACUGGAAGCUGCCUAUAGAGAGUCCAUAAUGCAGGUUUACAAAGAUGUUAAAAAUCGUUUGGACUACCAGGUGGCUUGUCGCAAUGUAGAACAGCGCAUAAAUAAUAAACACAUGGUGUCUUGGCUAGUCAAGGAAGUUGCUAAGGAGUUGCCAGAGAAUGUGGAUAAAGAAUUGUUGAAAAAACACAAAGACGAUUUGAGUGCUUUGGCUUUAGGAGUAAAAUAGAGGCUGCGAUUUUAUGAGGGUCACAUUUAUUUGUUUAAUAUAUACAUACAUAUGUAUUUGUCGUCAACACAUGUACAUUAUUUAUUUAAUGAAAAUAAUUUAGUCAAUUCU